Molecule: messenger RNA, 1704 nt
Organism: Rasamsonia emersonii CBS 393.64
Lineage: Eukaryota; Fungi; Ascomycota; Eurotiomycetes; Eurotiales; Trichocomaceae
Exons: 6
Coding region: 1-1704 (567 amino acids)
Source: RefSeq, a predicted model, not a curated record
AUGGCUCUCCCUCACGAAUCACCACCGCCCGAUGGCGAUGUGAGUCGCCAAACCGGCGCCCUGGUAGCCAUCUGGGUCUUAUUCGGCAUCUCCAGUGUGGUCAUGGUUCUGCGCCUCUUCGCCCAGGUCUCCGUUCUCCGCAGGCUAGGGCUGGAUGAUGGCCUGAUGAUUGUAGCUUGGAUCUGUCAAACGGUCAAUUCGGCCUUGAACACCGUUUCGGUCCACUGGGGCAUCGGUCGUCAUGCCUUCUAUCUCACCCGGGAGCAAUAUGUCAACGCCCUGAAGUACGACGUCAUGGCUGUCCCCUGGGCCGCUCUGUGCCCCAUGUUCGGCCGCAUCUCCUUCAUUCUCUUUUUGCUCGUUUUCAUCAUGGCCGUGUCCCGCCCUCGCAAACACCUCCUCUGGGCUCUGAUCGUUGCUCAGGUCAUCUUCAACAUCAUCCCCGUCAUCCUCACCUUUGCGCAGUGUCAGCCGCCCUCCCACCUGUGGGACCCCUGGAACUCAGGCAGUUGCUGGGAUUCACCCGUCGUCAUUUAUUUUGGAUAUCUGCAAGGAGGUGUCAACGCAGCGACGGAUCUCUGUCUCACCGUGAUGGGAAUCACCCUCGUUGUGUCGUUGAACCUUCGGCUGUAUGCCAAAAUCACUUUGAGUCUGCUGCUAUCACUGAGCAUUAUAGCAAUGGUGGCCGCCAUUCUCAAAACGGUCAAGAUCCAGGACACGACCUAUCCAGAUCUUACCUAUCAUUUCGCUUUUUGGAUUCACUGGUAUAUGCUGGAGAAUGCCGUCGUCAUCGUCACCGCCUCGAUAUCCAAGAUCCGGCCAUUGUUCAUCAUUAUCCGCCAGAAAUACGCAGAGUCUAAAUACCAGCAUAGACGCAGGGCUCGCAGGGACGUAGAACGUUCUUCGCUGCCACCAACAAGGCUCUCCAAGUAUCUAUCCUUGUGGAGCAACUCCAGAUCUGGAGCCAAAGACUCUCAGCUUUCCUCAAAUACCACCAUUCUGACUCCAAACUAUACUUCCUUAUCCGGAACGACAGCCACCAACAACAACUAUCAUCAUCAUCAUCAUCAACCACGACGACAACGCAGCAUCUAUAGCCUCCCGCGCCGGUCUCGGUCUCGUCGGUCUCGCCGUCCAAGCGGCGACAUUUCCUUGACGUCGCUGUCGCGGCUAUCCAGCAGGCAGUGGGGUCGAUGCCCCUCGGAAGACACCAACCUCACGUCCAGGGCGGACACCCCGGACUUUCUUCCACCGCGGUCCCCGCGCAUGACGUACCGGACGGUCAUCUCAGGGGGCGGUCCAGUGCCGCCUUCGGUGCCUCUGUCCGUUCUGUCAUCGACACCGCCCAGUGGUAGGACUUCCCGAGCCAGCAUGCGAGACGACGGCAAUUCUAGCCAGGGAGGAUCCGCACAACCACCACGAAUCCCUGUCAACGUCGGAGGAGACCAUCCUAUCAUGGCAUCCGGGCCCAUCUGUAUCUGGCAGACGAAAGACGUCAUUAUCGAAUUCGAGGACGCGAACGAAGACGUUAACCAAGACAACAACCACAAUACGUGUAACAAUAACAAUAACAACGACAGCAUCAGCAGAAACGGCAAAUCGCAAGCUUCUCAGUACAACGAGUCCGAAGCCGAAGAGUUGCAACUGUUCGAUGUUGGGGCCAUCCUCCCUCAAUCAGGGUCAGGGUCGGGAUCGGGAUCGUAA